AUACGCCAAAGCGGAAGUGCUAUUCAACGCCAUUGCAGUAUAUUGUAUUGGCAAUAAGGAAGAGCAAAGUUGUCCCGUUUAGGAUUUUGAAACGCUUCUUUGUAAUUAACGCUUUCGUUCCAAAAUGUGAGUAACCAUCUCAAAAAUUUUUGAAAUAAAUUCUUUAUACUUAUAAUAAGUAGUUUUCAUAAAUUUACUCCAGACAAAAGGGAAAAGCAGCUAGUGAGUCAUGAUAAAUUUAUAGUUGGCCCUCUAAUUUAUAAUUUAUAUAUAUAGUUUAUAUAGUCUGUCACUUGUGAUACAAGUGUAAGAAACAGUUUAGGCUACUGUUGUACUCGUAGGCAGUCUGCUACUACAUGUACAUACUUAAUAAACCAAAUGACAUAUCUUGUUCAACUGUUUAUAUGCUGAACAAAAUAAGCCUAAACUAAAAUUUAAUGAAUGCAAUAAAAAUUAUAAUAUUUCAGCAUUCUGACUGUCCAGUACACUAGACACACCCUGCUUUGAAAAUGAAAUAAAGGCCUUAAAGGCUAAAGCCAUAUCAUGCCCAUAUCAAUAUCAUUUAUUUAUAUUAUUGAUAUUGGUCACAUAGAAUCGAUAAUUGUUGAUUAGCCUUGCCAAUGAAAAAGUGGCCUACUAAUAGUGACUUGGAUAAGACUGAGUAAGAGUAGAGUGUAGAGACUAUGACUAGGGCAGGAUGCCAAGGAGGAGAAUCGGGUUGUUACAAUGAUGAUAGUCUUGGGAAUUUAUGGCUAAAUGUGGACACUGGGGUCAUAGAAUUAGGACUACCACGUUAAGUGGGAUGGAAUGAAAAAAAUGGUUGGGGGGGGGGGGGGGGUUCUUAUGUAAAUGCUCUAGAGCAGGUAUUCUUAACCUUUUUUGCAGCGCUGCAGGCCCAUUCUGUUUUAAACACACACACCCCCCACCCCCCAAAACCGUAUAAAUUAUAUUAUUAUAAAAUUUAAAAUAUGAAAAUAGUUAAAUAAUUUAAUUAUCGUAGUUUUAUUUAUUUAAUUAUAAACAAUGGAAAAAAUUACCAAUACAAGAAAUGCGCCAACAAAAUUCACUAGAAAACCAUUUCCUGCUGCAACAACUAGCAAUUGCAGCAAAAACAAUCAGUGGCAUAGCUAGGGUUGGUGUCGCCCGUUCUGGUAAACUCGUGGUGUCACCCCCAACUUCCGUGAUGUAAUUCUUAUUAAACUAAGUCCACAGUAUAACAUUGACAAGAAAAAAUAUAAAUUAAUUGAAGUUUAGGAGGCAUUAUAGAAAUGUAAAAUGUACUUAGAAUCGCCCAUUCAAAGGAUUUCUCAUAAUUUAGAUAAAUAUAGCUUCCUGUUACCAAACACUUCAUUCAGCGUUGAAUUUUGAAUCAUGGUCAAAACGAUGUGUUUCUGGCCUAAUAAUAAGGUAGCCUAAUUGCUGAUGUACCAACCUUGAAAUUUUAAUAAAAAACGCAUUUUGAUAGGUUACACGUGUGAAAAAGUUAGGUCUCAUCCGUUAUACUUAAAUGAAAUUCGGUUAGAACGAGCAGUGUGUUCUAUGUAAUUUUGCAAUUUGGUGGCACUCCCAUAGCUACGCCACUGAAUAAAAUUUUCUGGUCUUCCACGCCUCGGGGCAGGGGAGGUACAUUUACCCCUGGUUAAGAACCACUGUUUUAGUUAAGUGUUUCUGACGCAAGUGGCAAGUGGGGUAAUUUGAUAUCCACAGGACAUGAAUUUCUUGAGGGUUUUUAAAGGAUAUUAGUGGACACAGGCUACAUGGAAUUUUUAGGGGGGGGGGGGGAUAUGUGACAUUAUAUUUGAGGAUGGGUCUAACUUUUUGGGACAAGGGGGAGGGGGGUCAAGAAUUGGCAAAAUUUGAGUGACGUCAUUUCUGGAUGGCCCCUAUUACUGCAUUUAGAUUAUUACCAGUAUUUAAUUAUACUUUAGAAAUUUUUUUUAUAGGGUACUUGUUAAUUUAUACUUGCAUUGCAUUUUAAUCAGCAAAUUGGGGAUCAUCAUUAAAAUAACUGAGUGCUCUGCACAUAAAUUAGUUCACUGCCUGAGAACAAUUUCAAAAGUUAAUGUAGAUGUUAAGUCAUUUGAUUGAUUAUUUUGUAGGUCCAUUCUGCUUUGUUAUUUAAAAGUUUUGUUGGGGGGGGGGGGGGGGGUGUUUAAAGUAUUUUAAAGUGUAAUUAAAAUUUGUUUGCAAUGCUAUUAUUUUUUUUUUAGUGUGUCCUAUUUUUCGUUAAACAAGUUUUUGUUAUGUUAUUUCAGAUGGCAGAGCAAGAAGAGACUGCCCCUGAAGUUGACCAUGAGGAUGAAGAUAAUCCCAAUUACAAGCCCCCUGCUCCUAAACCCUUAGAAGAAUUAAUCAAACAAGAUGCAGAAGAUGAGAGUCUGAGAAAAUACAAAGAAGCAUUGCUUGGAGGCAGUCUUUCAGGGAAUGUUAUAGUUGGUAUGUCUGCUAAUUUAUAUACAUUUAUCUGAUUCUUUCAAUUCUUUAAAAUAAUACAAGUUCUUUCAAUUUGCAACAUUUAUGAAAUAAAACAAACUUAUUUAAGUAUACUACACAGACAUGGGGCAAUUCAAGGCUUCUGUAUAUAAAAAUACUGAAUAAAUAUGGAUUUUUAGCCAUUUUGCAAUUCACUGCAAAAUAUUUGUCAGAGCCAAUUAUCUAAGUAUAUUUAAUAUUUCAGAUGAAAAGAAUCCAAACAAAGUGAUCGUUCAGAAACUCUCCCUGCUUGCUGAAGGACGAGAUGAGAUUUUUAUUGAUCUUACAAGUAUGUUUCCCAGUGUAUGAAAAAAUUUAAGGGUUAAAAGAAUGAUAAAGCGGACUGUGGGUAAAUUUUAAUAGUAUAAAAAAAUGUACAUACACUCAUGGUUCAUGUGGAAUGUUCUUGGAUAUUUUUUUUUAGACUUCACAUUGUCUUAUUCACUUUAAGAAAAUUUUGUUUGCCCACUUAUCAAAUUUAUAGGCAUGGCUAAUCUGAUUAUUUUAAUAUGGCAAGGUGCCACAUUAUAAUAAUAAUGUAACACAUCACCACUGUUAUAGCUCUGAGUUAAGCCCCAUACUAUACAGAGCACGUGCACACCAGACCUGUUUACCCUCAAACUCUUAAAAUCGUACAAUAUCAUCACAAAAUCCUUAAAUACAUUAUAUUUAUAGUUUAAAAAAUAAACAUACAGUAUAUAUGUUUACAUCCAAAAUCGUACAUUGUACGCCAAAAUCGUAAGAGUAAACAGGUUUGGCACACCCAAUGAAAUUUUUAAAAAGCACACCAAAUGAAAUUUUUAAAAAGCACACCACUGUGUGAUGGAAACAAUUUCACUCAUGCACAGUAACUGACCAUCAAGUGACCAUUAGGUAACUUGCACACUCUUCUUGGUUUUAACUCUGGUGUAGUUACCCUCCUAUAUGACCACAUGGGACCUAUCUCAGGGAGGCGGAGCCUUACCCGCUUGAUUUUGAAUCGAGCAGACUUGUAUUAAGCAAAAAAUAAUUCUUAGUUUUUUCACCUUUCUAUCUAGCCAUUCUGUAAGUAAAAUGUGCAAUUUUGUAUUCUAAUUUGUAGGGUACAUUUUAUUUUGUGGUUGUAGUGGGCGAUUCCUGUUCAUUACUGAUCGUCUAAAGUAGUGUUUUAAUUUAAUGUACCCCUUAUCAAUAUCGCCAAAGUUUAACAUAACAAAUGACUGAAAACCAGUAUACAAAGAAAUUGAAACAAUGGCUAGUGAUACGAACAAUAUUCAAUUUAACUCAUACCGGCGGUUUAGACUAAAUGCGUCAUUUGCUAGAUCUGACAGAAGCGUCCCAGAACGAGACUUAGUGUGAUUUGAAUUUAAAUACCAGAUGUUUUUAUCUUCUUUCGAUUUGAGUGUGCUUUAGUACAAUGCAUCUAGCAUGUGUUUGUCAGAUGGGGCCAAAAAUCUUUUUAAAUUAUUUUUUUGCUGUUGAUGCUUUAUUUUUAUUAAACCUUUUUCAUUUAUGGAUGCCUUUACAUUUAGAAAAAAAUAUUUUACAAAGAUAAUUCAAUUGCAAAACGGAAGUACUUCCCUUUUGCAGGAAUAUUACUCAAGUGCGGAAGCAGCACUGCCAUCGGGAUUGAGUUAAUUAUGAUAUUAAAUUUCUACAAAAUAAAAAUUCAAUUAUAUGGAUACCCUGUACAAAAAAAAAGAUAUUAACUUACACUUACAACACAGCACAACAAUCCUCGAAGAAUAAAUGUAUUAUUUACACACAUAAAGAGUACAAUCUUGAAAUUACAUAAAGUCCCAUAUAUGGGACUUGGGAAAUAUAGGUAAAAUCUCUCCCGGCUAGGAAGGCAGACGGCUGUUAUAUAGGGAUAAAAUCAGAACCAUCUAGUAUAGAAAUUGCAUCACCAGACAGAUUUCUUUAGGACAAUACAACAUAUUUGAACAUAAACAAUUUAUUUCCAAUCAAGGAAGAGUCAGGGUUGGCACAGGGCUACACAUUUUAUGGCUGAUGUCAAUAUCAAAACAAAAGAAAAGGGUAUGAAGUGGUGGAAACUUCAGCUCGAUGUGAAAGUGAAAUUAGGUCAAGAUAUAGGUGAUAUUGUAACAAUAGACCCAUGUUUGCUUACAUUUACGACUAAAUAAAAUGUCCUUUUCCUUGUGCUAUAUCUAUUUACCAUACUCUUGGAAGCAAUAAAGUUAUAGUUCUCAAGACCUGAUUUCCUUGGAUGUGUAAACUAAAUUAUAAACUAUAUUGCCACCCACUCAGCACACUGCCACAUGAUUAAAUGUUGGCAAUAAUUCUAAACAUUUAGAUAAUGUUAUAUUUUAAAUGUUUACCUGUUCUAAACUUGAAUACAUAUUUUCACUACUAUUCUUUUAGAACCAGAGGAAGAAAUCAAGAAAGAAUGUUUCACACUUAAAGAAGGCUGCAAGUAUCAGAUCAAAAUAUACUUUUUUGUGCAACGAGAAAUUGUUUCUGGCCUCAGAUAUGAGCAUAAGGUUUAUAGAAAGGGUAUUCAAGGUAUGAGAGUGUUCUAAAAAGAUCUUAAUUUCCUUAAUAAAAAUAUUAUUAAUAGUUCUUGAGGGUAAGUCUGGAUAAAUAAAUAAAUCUGCCUCCUUUUUUUCUGAAAAUUUGUUUGUUUUUUUAUUUGCCAAUUAUAAGUACCCUCUUCCUGAUAAGUAAGUACCCUCUUCCUGAUAAGUAAGUACCCUCUUCCUGAUAAGUAAGUACCCUCUUCCUGACAAGUAAGUACCCUCUUCCUGAUAAGUAAGUACCCUCUUCCUGAUAAGUAAGUACCCUCUUCCUGACAAGUAAGUACCCUCUUCCUGAUAAGUAAGUACCCUCUUCCUAAUAAAUAAGUACCCUCUACCUUAUUAGUGGGGUUGGGCCUAGAAUUCAUUCGUUUGUUUUUGAUGGUAGUCAAACUUUAUAUUCCAUGAGUUAUCUUUAAUAACUCCUAAUAAUAAUAAAUGUUUAUAAAAUAAUAAGUCUUUAUGGUAUUGUGCUGAUCAUACUGUAUUUUUAAAAGAGAUUAUUAGUUAUAUUAUUUUUUUUUUUUAUAAACUCAUUAAAACUACUACAGUAGUUUACUAGGCAUACUAGUAAAAUUGUUUUUGUUUUUCCAGUGGACAAAAUGAAGCAGAUGAUGGGAAGCUAUGGACCUAAAGCAGAUUUGCAGUCUUUUACAACGCAGCAAGAAGAUGCUCCUUCUGGCUUAUUAAUGAGAGGUGAUUACAAGAUCAAGUCAAGAUUUGUCGAUGAUGACCAAAAUGAAUACGUGACCUGGGAGUGGCACUUGGCUGUCAAGAAAGAUUGGUGAUUGAAUAUGCUUUAGAGUAUAGGAUCAAUUUUUUAAUGUAUUGUGUAUAUUUUUUUAAAUUGUCUCCUAAAAGCUGAGCUUCCAAGCUGGAAGUAUUUGUUAUAGAUUGUUAAAUAACAGCUAGUGAUAGUGGAAAGGCAUUUGUGUAUUACGAACCAACAAAAUAUUGAGACCAAGGAAAUACUUGUCGAAUCAUGAGUUACCUUUUAGUUUUCAGUUAAAAAUAUUAAGGACAUUUAAAGUAAUAGACACAUCAGCAACCUGAUAAUAUUCAUAAUCAUUGUUCUGAACUACUGCAGAGAUAUUCUUUGUCUUGUGCAUCAUCAAUACUGAAUGAGUGUUUUGGAAAGUUGCUAUUAUGCCAGUAAGAAUUAAUUUUGUAUCUGUCAAUGCUGUUAUGAAUAUUUAGUUUGUAGUGAUACUGGAUUAUUUUUAUUUUUCUCAAUUGUAGAUGUCGCAUGACCUAUUCUAAUGCUUAAAUUUUCAAGUGUUCUGUGACAUUCUGGUAUGCAUAUUGCAAAAUAAGUCUUCUAUUUACUUUUACAUAGGAAACCUUACUUGCCUGUCCUUAGUCACAAAUAGGAUGAUACAGUAAGUAUCAUGAAAUCCUGCUGGACAGCAAGCUAGUAAGAAAUGAAUAGUGCAUACAAUUUCUGGUAAAUAUUUUGCAUUCCAAUCUUUUGCAUUGUUAUGCAAUGAAUAUAAUUUUUCUUCCUUUAUAUAUCUUGUCUUGUAAAAAUUCAGUGUGCAAGCCAUGAGCUUUGUUAAUGGCACCUUAAAGAGUGAUCACAUAAUUAAAACUAAUGAGAAUGUCAUAACCUGUUACCAUAGGAAAUAUUUGGUAAGAUUGUAAACACAUUUCAUUCUUCAUAGAGCUGAAUAUAUUUUGGUUUCAAAGUUCUGACCAUUACUAAUUUAGUUUGAGUAUGUUUGAUUUGUUGGCAUACAUGAAAAACUGACUGCUCUAAGCCUACGAAUAUAUAUACCGUUUAUGUUUGCCUGUGACUGGAUUAAUUAUUUAUUGUUUUUCCUUUUUUUAGUGUACCUUAUAUGGUCAUUUUCAUGUAAUUUUCUAUAGUUGUGUAUACAUCGGUUUCUAAGUUUUUUAAAUCUUUGUUUUAAAUGUGUAUCAUUAUUUUCAUAAAAGAAUAUCAAUUAUUAUCCAUACAUGAUAUAUUAAUUAUAGAAAAUUGUUUAGCAAAGUUGAGUUCUUUUAUAAUUCUUAAUCUUUAUUU
This is a messenger RNA of Lymnaea stagnalis (great pond snail), 7008 nucleotides long. The record is from the annotation of a GenBank genome assembly. Lineage: Eukaryota; Metazoa; Mollusca; Gastropoda; Lymnaeidae.